CUCAAGGGCUCCAACGUGCUAGCGGAAGUACAUGUUUAGCGGUCACGUGCCUGAGAGAGGUAGUUCGCGAGCCCGGAAGUGUCAUGAUGUCCUACUGUACCCUCAUGGCGGCUCAGGGAAGAUGAGAGUAUCCGAAUGAGACAGAAAGACGCUCUCCAGCAGCAAGCUGGCUCCAGACGGUUCCUGCCAGGAUACCUCCACACCCCUUCACUACCAGCCUCGGAUGGUUUCAGCAGCCUGCCCUGUUUGACACAGUGAUUUCUACUGUGACUGGGAACAAUGGUGAAGUAUUUCUUAGGAAUGAGUAUCCUGAAAAACUCAUGGGACCAAGUAUCUGCUGCUUUUUGGCAGCGCUAUCCAAACCCUUACAGCAAACAUGUAUUAACUGAAGACAUUCUGUACCGUGAGGUGACACCUGACCACAAGCUGCUGACCAGGAGACUUCUAACCAAGACCAAUAGAUUGCCCCGAUGGGCCGAGCGCAUUUUCCCAGCCAAUGUGGCCCAAGCUGUGCAUGUCAUAGAAGAUUCCAUCAUAGAUCCUUUAAGCAGAACCAUGACCACAUAUACAUGGAACAUCAAUCAUGUCUCGAUCAUGUCUGUGGAGGAGCGCUGUGUGUACUGUGAAAAUUCUGAGAACAGUAACUGGACCGAGAUCAAACGCGAAGCAUGGGUGUCCUCCAAAGUGUUUGGUUUCACCAGGGCUAUUCAGGAGUUUGGUCUCGCUCGCUUUAAAAGUAAUGUGACCAAGGCAAUGAAGGGCUUUGAAUUCAUUCUGGGAAAAAUGCACGGUGAUGUGCCUCACAGGACCCUUGUUGAAACAGCGAAAGAAGCAACGGAAAAAGCAAAGGAGACUGCACUGGCAGCAAAGGAGAAAGCCAAAGACUUGGCCAGCAAGGCAACUACAACGAAGAAGCAGCAAUAUGUGUGAAGGUUUGUUGGCCCUGACCACGGGCUACUCCAUUCAGGCACCAGAAGCUGGCAGUUAUGCUGGGUUCAUCUAUCACCUGAACCAAUGUCCACCCUACUAUGACUAGAAAUCAUAUUGUUUUCCUCUAGUUCCUUUAUGAUCCAAAAAGAAAACGAAAAUGUGAAUACAACGAAUAACAAAUUACUCUUUUCUAUGCUUUAAAUUAUGAUUAAAUAACUAAUUGAAAUGC
Messenger RNA from Xenopus laevis (African clawed frog), 1159 nucleotides. It is a transcript of the gene prelid1.L, whose product is annotated as PRELI domain containing 1 L homeolog. The coding region runs from base 280 to 930 and encodes 216 amino acids. The record is from RefSeq and is a predicted model, not a curated record. Gene Ontology annotation, cellular component: mitochondrial intermembrane space. The transcript is spliced from 6 exons. Lineage: Eukaryota; Metazoa; Chordata; Amphibia; Anura; Pipidae.